GGCGGCGCGGACGCGGCGGCGGCCGGUGGGGCCGCCGCUGGCGCCGUCAUCUUGCUGCUCGCUUUGGGCGGCGGUAUGUACGUCUACCGUCGUCGCAGCAGCAAGGCCCCCGCGGCGGCCGAGGACGACGUCGAGCGCGCGAUCAGCAAACAGCUGGCCGUGCCAGACCUUUUGCCUCUGCACGAGCUUGCCCCAGAGGACGCCGCGGGGUGGCUCAGGCGGCAGGACCUGCCAGGCGGUGUCGACGGGCUCUGCGCCGCCGUGAUCAAGAGGAAAAUUGACGGGGCGACCCUCCGCGACGCCGACGACGCCUCCCUUAAGGAGCUGGGCGCCACGCUGGGCCUGCGGAAGGCCGUCCUCAAGCUCCUGCGCGCGGAGCCGCCCGCACCGCGACGCGCCGACGAGCCGCCGCCGCCGCCGCCGCCG
Messenger RNA from Pelagomonas calceolata, 426 nucleotides. Lineage: Eukaryota; Pelagophyceae; Pelagomonadales; Pelagomonadaceae. The record is from the annotation of a GenBank genome assembly.